UGAUAAAACAACAUGAUAACCUGAAGUGAAAGCACAAACAUCUAGAGUGGUCCCAAGGAUGUCUAUGAGAUAUACAGUCAGCACUGAUUUCUGAUCACUGUGCUCAAAAAAAAUACAAGGGUUUACCUCUUCUCCUUCUCCAGAUCCCAAUGAAAUGAUGGAAGAAAUAUACAAACAAAAAUAGAUCUGAAGCAGCACUGAUUAUCAUGGGAACUGAGUGGGACUGUUUGCUAUUGACACAUCAGAGAAAACAGUGAGAAUCUGCUACAAGAUGUAAAGCUACUAGAAAGAGAUUAGAGGUGAAAUAUAAAAGAACAGAGUCUCAUCUCUCUAAAAAAGUGAGUUUCUCUUAGAACCACAGGCUGACCCCCACUGGAUGGAGUGGAGGCUGGAAGGUGGUGCAGGUAGGAGACCAUGAGCAAGGGAAUUCAAUAAGGAGCUGUAGAACCUCAGACGUUGUCUGCCACUUGGGACAAAGUUCUAUGAAAUGGAGAUCCAACCCAGAAGAACAAGGGCAGUUCCCAGGAAAUUUACAGCCUGGAUAGGACGAGGAUGUAGCACCAGACACACAAAGCAAUUCCACAGAUCUUGCCCUGGCCCAAGUCCCUCACCACGUCUUCCACAAAAUCCCUGAAGAAGUCGAGCCAUCCUCCAUCAUCAAUACAAAAACCUUAAAUACAAUGUUGGAAUACAUUCCUAAUUUGUCACAGGAGCUGAAGGCAACACUGUCUGCGAGGCAGCCAUCAUUACAAGAGCUACAACUUGCACUGGAAAGUUCAAAUCUUAACUUGGAAGAAUUGAAGAAAAUUGUUUUUAGUGGACAAUAUGAAGCUGAAGAGAAAAGUCUUUCAGAAUUAGAAAACUCAGGCUUAGAUAAACAUUCCCGAAAAAAGAGACAGCCCUAUGUAAACUUACGUGAGAAGUGUUGUCAUAUAGGUUGUAGCAGACAAGAGCUUGCUAUACUAUGCUGAGAUGAAAGUAUUGUGUAUUUCAUCUACUGUUCCCAUGAUUCUUCAUGACACAUUCACUGAUGGCUCUG
This is a messenger RNA of Mirounga angustirostris (Northern elephant seal), 1039 nucleotides long. It is a transcript of the gene RLN1, whose product is annotated as relaxin 1. Gene Ontology annotation, cellular component: extracellular region. The transcript is spliced from 2 exons. NCBI's taxonomy places the organism in Eukaryota, Metazoa, Chordata, Mammalia, Carnivora, Phocidae. The record is from RefSeq and is a predicted model, not a curated record. Gene Ontology annotation, molecular function: hormone activity. Bases 681 to 971 code for a protein of 96 amino acids.